UAUAUUACGGUAAAACAUGGACGCUGCAUCAUAGAGAGAAACGUGGGACUUUCUCCUCUCUUAUCACUGUUCAUUUUGAUAGUCAGCUUGUUUGGCGUGUGUUUAUUCCCAACAAUACAUGUUCUCAAACAUGUCCGAUGUUUAAUGAUCACAUUUAUUUUCCGCAAUUGGUGCAACAGAAGCCAAGAAAGGCUUGUUGUUGGUGCUGUUAGCAUGAUGCUACACUAGCUGUCAACAUCACACACGAGGACGAGGAAACGGUCUGCCAUACUCUAUUCAUCAUGAUAACUCCAGCGUUUGAGCUGAGCCAGGAUCCUGACUAUCUCACUGUCAGCAUCCGUGUACCCUACACGAGGACUUCAGAGUUUGACCUCUACAUUGAUGGAAAUGAUUUCAAAUUCUUUGCCAAACCAUAUUUUCUGAGGCUGACUCUUCCAGGAAGAAUAGUCGAGGAUGGACGAGAAAAGGCCACAUUCAACAUUGACAAAGGGCUGUUCACUCUUAGGGUUGCAAAAGAGACGGCUGGUGAGCAUUUUGAAGGUCUUGAUUUGCUGACAAGCCUACUGGCCCCAAAAGGCUCAAAAUCAGCAAAGCCACUCAUCGAGGAAAUUACUGCUUCUUGCUGUGCAGGUGCAGAAGGUGAAGAAGAGGAGGAUGAGGAAGGGGAGGAAGAAUUCGACUGGCAAAUUGAGCAGCAGGUUUACCAGGAGAUGCCAGAAGAGCAACUGACACAAAUGAACAGAUAUGGUUUUGGCAAUCAAAGAACUGGGGUGUUUGCUAGACUACAGGAAGAACUGGCUGAUUUGACUGACAUUAAGAACCCAGAAGGUACCACCGCUGCAGAGAGGAGACAGGCCCGACAGGAGGCAGAGACUACGGCAUUCUCUCCAGACCAUUACCUAGCUGAUUUAUUUGAGGACGAUGAAAUAAAAGGGCUAUUAAACUACAAACCGUGGUGGACAAAGCUGAAGUGUCCCUCGGACCAAGAAGGAGAGACUGGUGUGUUCUUUACAGAAGAGGAGAAGGAGCAGUUGAGGAGAUUCACCAACCGUUCCUACCUGUUUGACAAAACUAGCCGUGGCCAAGUGUGGCUGAGCCUGGUGGACAUUUUGCUGGCUUACUGCUAUGAAGUGCGCUCCACCGAAGGAGAGCACAAUGUGGAGUCACCUUGGACAGUCCGAAAACUCAGUGGGACUCUGAGCUGGCUUGAGGCCUACAGUUCCUUGCAGGACACCUUGGUAUCAUUUGGGCGAAGGGUUUUGUGCUUCCCAUUGUACAGACAUUUUGACAUGGUUUCUGCUGCCAUCCGUGACACAGCCAAGAUUCUUCAGUUAGGGAAAAGCUGUGUCCUCAAAUGCCUGCUUGAUGUCCACAAAGUCUUCAGAGAGAACGAGCCAGCCUAUAUACUGAAUGACCUGUACAUCACAGAUUACUGCAUCUGGAUCCAGAGGGUCAAGUCCAAGAAGGUGACUGCCCUCGCCGGUGCAUUACAAAAGACCUCCCUGGAGAAAAAGGACUUGGGGCUUGAGCUUGAGGAGCUGGAAAAAGCUGCGUUUCUCGUGCAAGAAGAGGAGAAUUCAGCUGUGGUAUCCCACGGCAACAGCAGCAGCACUUCCAGUGACAGCAGUGGGUCGUCUGAGAGCGAGGAGUCUGAAAGCGAAGGGCUAGACUGCGCAAACACACACGAGGAGAGAGGAGGAGGAGGAGGAGGAGAGCUACGUCAGCACAGCCCCCCUCUCUCCAGCUCCACCAGCUGCACCAUCCCCCGGGGGAGCUUCAACACUCCUCUGACAGCCAACAAGGAAACCAGUGCCCAGCACACACUUGCACACAGCUCCCGGCAGCUAAUUCAGGAGCUGGAGGAGCUGACAAUCACAGAGGAGACACGUUCUAGCCACAGCGAACAGGAUGCCGUCCCAAAUACCAAGAGUGCUGCUUCAGAAAAGACUGGGAAUGCUGGGAAUUUCCUUGAAGUAAAUCCACGCAAGAAUCCUCUGCAUAUCGUCCAGGAGAACUGUGAAGAGAGUGAUUAUCAGUGAAACAUGUUUGAGGAUAUGGAUUUUGAAAGAAUACCUAAGUAGUGUAGGCUUCCCUGGAGUGGAAUACAGUAGAUCUGUGAACAGUUUGAUUGUCUCUGCACUUGACUUUUGCAUCCAGCAAUCACCACCUACUUCAAGUCAAACCUCAUAUACUUGGAAUAUUUAUAUUCUAUGGAAUUUUUUCAGACUGCAACCAUGAGUUUGGAUUAUUAUAAUAUUAUUUUAAUAAUAUCAUUUGCACAAAUUUGUACCAGUUCAUAAUUCCAUUACAUUCUUUGAUCUUAUAUAGAUAGUUUUUACCAUUAGUCAGUGUAUGUCUUGCCUAAUGACUAAAUCUUCAACAUAAAUAUUCAUGGUUUCCCAUCUUA
This is a messenger RNA of Boleophthalmus pectinirostris (great blue-spotted mudskipper), 2407 nucleotides long. It is a transcript of the gene shq1, whose product is annotated as SHQ1, H/ACA ribonucleoprotein assembly factor. The coding region runs from base 282 to 2039 and encodes 585 amino acids. Gene Ontology annotation, cellular component: cytoplasm; nucleoplasm. Gene Ontology annotation, biological process: box H/ACA snoRNP assembly. The transcript is spliced from 12 exons. The record is from RefSeq and is a predicted model, not a curated record. NCBI's taxonomy places the organism in Eukaryota, Metazoa, Chordata, Actinopteri, Gobiiformes, Gobiidae.